Penicillium canariense is the source of this 969-nucleotide messenger RNA. Its product is annotated as tRNA splicing endonuclease subunit SEN34. The coding region runs from base 1 to 969 and encodes 322 amino acids. The record is from RefSeq and is a predicted model, not a curated record. The transcript has a single exon. Lineage: Eukaryota; Fungi; Ascomycota; Eurotiomycetes; Eurotiales; Aspergillaceae. Gene Ontology annotation, molecular function: nucleic acid binding; tRNA-intron lyase activity. Gene Ontology annotation, biological process: tRNA splicing, via endonucleolytic cleavage and ligation; tRNA-type intron splice site recognition and cleavage. Gene Ontology annotation, cellular component: tRNA-intron endonuclease complex.
AUGGACUCCACACCUACUCUUCCCAUCCCGAUCUCAUACAUAUCCGGUAGAUACCUCCUGUUCUCCAUUGACGCCGUCACCUACCUGCGACGGGAGCACCACAUCUGCGGCGUGUUGAUCGGGACCCUCCCACAAAUCCCGCAGCAGAAUGUGUUCCUGGGUCUCCCGCUGGAAUUGAUGCCCGAGGAGGCGCGGCUGUUGGUGGACAAGGGUGUAGCUUGCAUUGUAGACGAAGCCAAGGCACAUGAUGGCAUGCGAUCGCUCCUAGAGGAAGAUCGCCGACAGUAUUUACGCGAACUAGAAUCCCAAGGCCAGCAUGCCAUGCGCAUCCUAGCAGAUCGCAAGGAACAGCAACGAGAACAGACCUUGAGGAAGCUCGACGAGAAGAAGGCCAAGGCCCAGGCUGCCGAAGUCGCAAAGAGCGCCGCUGGUGCUGAAGCCGCCGCUUCAUCAGUCCCGUCUCCGGCGGAGAAAGAUGGACCAAACUCGACGCUGGACAUCUUUGGAGGGGAUGACAAGCCCUCGUCUCCCUCUCCCGCAACCUUGACAAACACACCCACUCCCCAGCAGGUCAUGGGCAUCACCCCUGCUACUUCCUAUCCGCCGCUUCCUCACCCUGCCUCCUUAGCGUGUGAACUUCUCUCUAAGCCCGAUGUGCCCUUGUCCUAUCCGGUCUUUGCCCAUCUACAUUCACACGGCUAUUUCCUUUCACCUGGUCUGCGCUUCGGAUGUCAAUAUGUGGCCUAUCCAGGAGAUCCUCUGCGGUUUCACUCGCAUUUCCUGGUCGUUUCCGCUGAGUGGGAUCAAGAAAUCGACAUAAUGGAUAUCGUCAACGGUGGUCGACUGGGAACUGGUGUCAAGAAGGGCUUCCUUCUAGGUGGACCUCAAAAGAGGCGAGACGAGGUUGACGCUGAGGCUGAUCGAAUCGACACCGUCCGAACAUUCAGUAUUGAAUGGGCCGGCAUGUGA